AUUUAAAGUCUGUUCCGGUUUGUAUCGGGAAUAAUGAAAGAAGUAGCAAGUAUGGAGUCACAAACAGAGCAAAGCGGGCUUUCUCGAGCAGAGAGGAAAGCUCUUGAAAAAGCUAAACUCAUUCAGAAGGAGACUCAGAGAAAUAGUUUUAAACUGGUGGCCAGGAUAUUAAAGAAACCUGAAUGUGAGCGAACCGAAGAGGAGCGCACUUUACUUCAAGGGCAUCAAGACACUGUGCAAGAGCUGAGCAAACGCCAGGCUCGGAGGAACAUCCUGAAACGGAAGCAGGAAGAGCUCUUUGAUGAUGAAGAGGAUCUGAGGACCAAAGUGAAGCAGCUGGCCGAAGCGAUGCGUCAGGCUCGCUAUGUUGUCAUCUACACAGGAGCCGGGAUCAGCACGGCUGCUUCAAUCCCGGAUUACCGCGGGCCUAAUGGAGUUUGGACUCAGCUACAGAAGGGGCUCGCUGUCAGGCACUCUGACCUCAGUGAAGCAGAACCGACUCUGACUCACAUGUGUAUCCAGAUGUUACACAAGGUCAAAAUGGUUCAACACGUGGUUUCUCAGAACUGUGACGGUCUCCAUUUGCGCAGCGGGCUUCCUAGACAUGCCCUGUCUGAGCUGCAUGGGAAUAUGUUCAUCGAGGUGUGUGUGUCGUGCACUCCGGUUCGUGAGGUGAUCCGUCUGUUUGAUGUGACGGAGCGUACGGCGCUGCACAGGCACGCUACAGGCCGGUGGUGCGCUCAAUGCAGAGGGGAGCUGAGGGACACUAUAGUGCACUUUGGUGAGAGAGGCACCCUGGAGCAGCCGUUAAACUGGAAAGGCGCAGCUGAGGCCGCAGAGCAGGCCGAUCUCAUCCUCUGUCUUGGCUCCAGCCUGAAGGUCCUGAAGAAGUAUGCUUGCUUGUGGUGCAUGAAAAAAACAGUUGCUAAGAGACCAAAGCUAUACAUUGUCAACCUUCAGUGGACACCAAAAGAUGACUUGGCCACUCUGAAAAUACAUGGAAAGUGUGAUGAUGUGAUGCGUCUCUUGAUGGAAGAGUUGGGAGUUGAAAUUCCAACCUACAACAGAUCUGAGGAUCCCAUCUUCAGCUUAGCCACCCCUCUCAGACUGGAUGAAGAGGACAGUCACAGCCGUAAAACUUUAGCGGCCCCUGCUGCUCUGGAGUACUCUGAGUCUGAUUCAGGGAGUAAAGAUGAGGAGACAGGAGUACAGGGUGGCUGGUUUGGGCGAGGUUACUCCAAAGCGAGGAAGAAAAGAAAAACUACAUAGUGACAUGUAGUUUCACUUCAGGAUAGCAGAGAUUUGCUUUAAAGAAACAUUCCACGCACGAUCUAUAUUUUUAUCAUUAUACUGCAAAUCCAGCUAUCUUGGUAUAUUAUUGCGAGACAAUACGGUCACCUAGGUGACUGAAAAUUCUUUACUAAGCAGUGCAGAUUUGCUCUCAGUGGAAAAAUAGUGGGGGUUUCUAUUCAUCUGAUAAUAAAACUGCCAAAAAUGCAAUGAAGGAUGAUAGAAACAGACUUUUAAACUAUCAAGUCCAGUAGGUAUAUUCUCAUAUUCUCAUUACAAGGACAUUGUAUUUUGCUGACUUUUUUUUUUUUGGAAACUCCCUUAAUUUCAUGGAUUGAAGGGGGAAAUAAGUGUGCAUUCAGGUAAAAUAACUAAACCAGCCUAAACCUCAGUAUAAAAGUGUCUCUGCUGUAAAUAAUUACAGUUUUAAUACUGUGUGGAAUGUUUCUUUAAGAUAAUAAUAGCAUUAGGACUGUGCCAGUUUUCCAGUAUUAGCCAUUUGCACCAUACAUUCAUUCUCUCAGGUAUUAAGCAAAAUGACUCAGUUAUGCUUAGAAUCAGUGUUGAGAGAAGUUAAAUGAAGUCUAAUUCUGACUCCUGUGUGGUGGAGUUUUGUUUUACUUGCUCGACCACAUCUAGUCUGCGCAAGGUCAGAAAAUGAAAGAAAUCUGUAGUGCAGAUUUUAUAGAAGUAGCUUGCUAAGUUAAAAUGAUUUAUAUAGACUAGGACAAAGUCAGUUUAUGAAUAAUGUACAGCAGCGGUCAUCCAUUAGGCGUUCACACUUGGCGUUAUUUUUUGCCCCCAUCAACCACCAGACCAUGUUUUGCCUGUAUGUGACCAUGUUUUUAGUCCUAUGUAAGGUGGCCGCAAGGUGGAACAAUCUGAUCUAAAACUGGGGGAGGCAGAGGAAAAAAAACAAAAAUUUGUGAAUUAGUAUAGGGAGAUUUAGAACAUAAUGAAAAAAAUAUAUUGUUGCCAAUAUUUCAAAAUCACAAUCUAAUUAAAAUGAACAAGCUGUCAAUUUUUUUUGGGACAUUCACCAGUAUGUGAUGUAACAUCCCACUUUAACUGAUGCUACACUCAGUCAGGUCGCACAAGCAGCUCAAAUUCUAUUCUAUGUUCUGCAUCCAAAGCUAGACAGGACAAGAAGGCCUAGUCGGUUAGCUGAUACUAGCUGGUAAGAGCAUUCUUAUAGUUGCAGCUCACACAAUGUGAUACAUUUUUUUCCCCUAUGUCAGUACAAAAGGCUACUUCUUUUAUAGAAGGAAACAGUGUGAAAGCACCCUUGCAGUUGUCAUUGGGUCAAAUUCUCAACAGUGUUUGUGGCAGCAGACAAACAUUGAUGGAAAUUAUUACUUUUCAGAACAUUAUUGCCUUCUACAGUCUAUGUAGUGCGUCAGGGGUACAUGGGUCAGAGAAAAUUCCUAAUGAUGUACAGCUUGAUAACUAACAAGCUGUAUAUAUGACCUUUUCUUUUAAAGGAUGAUGUGGAGUUACUUCUUGAAGAUUUCUAAUUUAGCAGUGAUUCCGUCGCUGCUCAUUAACACUAUGUUUACAUGAACUCAGUUAAAGGCAUAGUCUUAAGUUACUGUGGAAAUGUACUGAUCCUCAGAGAAAUGAAAAUUUUAUAUACAUAUAUAUACAU
Pangasianodon hypophthalmus (striped catfish) is the source of this 2935-nucleotide messenger RNA. RefSeq names its product sirtuin 7 (gene sirt7). The transcript is spliced from 10 exons. The record is from RefSeq and is a predicted model, not a curated record. NCBI's taxonomy places the organism in Eukaryota, Metazoa, Chordata, Actinopteri, Siluriformes, Pangasiidae. Gene Ontology annotation, molecular function: NAD+ binding. Bases 34 to 1269 code for a protein of 411 amino acids.